ACACAGAUGCACUAUUAUUAUGGCCAAUAUUGACCCCUGCCUGGUAGUCAAAAUUGAGCAUUAUUGUGCAAUAUUUGACCGACCUCUUACAUUACAUUUGAUUGGAUUAUUUAGACAGAAGUGGAUGAACAUUCUAGCACAUUUCCGCCGGUUUUAUUGUGCAGAUCAGUGUUUUACUGCGCCCCCUGACGUCACUUUCUCUUUAUUACAGCUCAAAAGAUAAAUCCCAUCUGUCAGUGCUGACUGUGGAAAACCAACACUUUAGAUUGUUCUGCAUACAGGCAAGGUGGGUUUUUUUCCCCCCGAAUUUCAUUGUCUUGGCUGUAUUCAAAUGCCAACUGGGUAAAAGACACAUUUUCCCACCGUUUGCUCCAGGUACGCAACCUUAGAGAUAUUGACCGUGUCGUAGAAGAUUAGGCCACACACGCAGCUUAAUGUGUUACUCCUCAUCGUCUUCACUCAGCUCUCCCUGCUCGACUAAUGUGCAAGGACAGGAAAGUAUUGACUCCUUCCUGGACGCCAUGACUUGACUGGCUUCCCCGAUCUGCAGGGUUUGCCAAAAACGUUGUAAAGGAGCAUCAAAGCCAUGAGGUUGAAUCCACUGCUGCUGCUGUUUUUGACAUCGUUGCAGAAGGCAACGUCUCAGGUGUCUGAAUGGAUCGAAGAGGAAGACUUUAGUGCAGGGGACAUAGAAUGGAUUGGGCAACCAGAUUUCCUGAGUGACAUCUACUGGUCAGGGACAGCCCCGCUUUGUCUGUCCGGUUGCAAGGCGCGCCACCAGGAGCUCAGGCGAGAUCCCUGUGGCGACUCAAGCUGCUGCUGGCUGGGUUACAAGUCCCUGUGCAGAGUGAACUGCGGGAAGCCAGAUGUGGAUUUUAAUGGAAUGGUUUCUGGAGAUGACUGGUGGGUGGGAGCUGUACUGAGGUACUCCUGUCGUCCUGGCUUCCUGCUGGUGGGAAACGCCACUAGGACAUGCCAAGCUAAUGGCCUGUGGACUCCGAAACCUUCCUGCCUCAGAAUGUGCAAAAAGGGCUCCAUUGAAAUAAGUGAGAGGGAACUCAAUGGCACUUGCAACGCGACCUGCGCGUCUAAAAGCUACUCUGGUCCUCCCAAGCAAGGCUGCACUCAGAUCCACAACUGCAAGAAGAAGGAGACGGGCUGGAAGCGUUUCUUUGCCCAGUGCGUCCCUUGCAUCUGCGACUGUGCUUUAUCAUGCCUAUCUACAGGCUAGAAAUAAAAGAAACUGACAGGAGACAUCACCUGAGGAAUAGAAGAGCAGCAGAUUGGUCGGCUGGUGUAAACGAGCUGCGGCGUCGACACAAGUAACGGUUGAUAUGAAUUGAAUCACUUCCUCCCUUUCUUUCUGUUUUGCACUCUCAUGAGGGCCGGGACACUCUUCGGAUUCCUCGACAUAUUCCGAGGGAUAGUGUCAGUUUUUUUUAAAAGUUUAUUAUUGAUCCAGGAGUGGUUAUGAUUUCAGCAUACGUUAGCGUGUACAAUUUACACUAUGGUUUAUUGGAAGUUAAAGCUCAACGCAUGAGAGGAACGAAACCGUGUAGAUUAGUGGCUCCACCGCUUCGUCCAUCUGUCCAGGAGGGAGCUGAAACCUUAAUCUCAUUGCAAAAGGGAGGAGCA
Molecule: messenger RNA, 1635 nt
Organism: Hippocampus comes (tiger tail seahorse)
Lineage: Eukaryota; Metazoa; Chordata; Actinopteri; Syngnathiformes; Syngnathidae
Product: sushi, von Willebrand factor type A, EGF and pentraxin domain-containing protein 1
Exons: 5
Coding region: 587-1231 (214 amino acids)
Source: RefSeq, a predicted model, not a curated record